Molecule: messenger RNA, 6252 nt
Organism: Amoebophrya sp. A120
Lineage: Eukaryota; Dinophyceae; Syndiniales; Amoebophryaceae
Source: the annotation of a GenBank genome assembly
AGCGGUCUUAAUCGUUUCAUCGAAUACAAUUUAUUCCCCUCCCCUUUAUCCAAUAUUCUUAAGAAAGUAGUUGUUGAACCGAGUAUCAUCAACCAUGGUACUCCGCCCACCCGGCACCCCUACAAAUUUGUCCGAUAUGGACGAGCCUAUGGCUAUGCCAGUCAUAGAGCUUAUGAUGUUCAUGCUCUUCGGUUUCACAAGUAAGUACGCCUUUCUCUUUUUGCUUUCCCUUUAUUUUGUUGUGGUGUUUUUCCGUGUCAAAGACUUCUGUAUCUUUAGAUUUUCAAGUGAGAAGUCUGUAGUUGUAAAGUGAAUUGCUAAGAGUAAGAAAUCAAGUAUACUUGAUUAUAGUCAGAGUCAGACCACUUUCUUGAAUUUCAACUUUUUAAACUCCCUGUUCGUGAAAUCAUGGACGAUGAUUCUUGUUUGAAUACUUGUUAUCCUUCUAAAUUCAAGUCCUAGAAGUAGGAGUAGUGCCACACCAUGGUGACCGUUAUUGUUCUGAGUUAUGCGAUAGCGGUCUUAGCAUUGGCGGACGACCAUUUUACCAUUUGAAUUGACCCGUCGGGGAGGGCAUUUUCGAAAUCAUAGGCGAAGAAAGGCCUUGAAAGAUUCCUAAAAUGGUACGAGAGGAGGAUUUGUCCGUCGAUAAGAAUACCCCCACCGUUCUCGCUGUCAUGGAGAAGGUCCGCGCCAGUUCUAACGACAGUGCGGUGGUCUCUACUCGUGCUGUCUCCAGCGCGAGUGCUUCGUCCAGCAGCUGUGAAGGAGAAUAUAAUCCUGCUACGACUGAGACUGAGUCGAAGAUACCUGCGUCCGCUGGUACCAGCACAUCCUGGACACGGAAACCGGUCGAUACUGAUCCGGAACAGCAGCAGGUCGAUCACGGAUCCUGUCAACAGCCAGAGGAAAACAAAAAUCGACCCUCGGCCCUGGACUCGCCGUCGCAGGACACGGAGUACCACGUGAUCCACUCGGACAACAGCGACUGUGCUUCCACCAAUUCCACCAGCGAAAAUUCGGCCGAAGUCGUCCAAGCGUUGUUGCACAACAGAAGCGUGAUCGCACAACAUCAAGAUUGGACCACGAGCCGCGACCAGAAUGGUGCGAACAGGAUUCCGUUAUCGACGCGAAGCGCGGGCGAGUCGUCUGUGUGCAGUUCUUCUGCAGCGACCGCGGACGGACACAGGGAGCAGGGCGUUUUUGGUUCUAUCGUUCGCGGAAGCCAAAUCCUCUUCGGGCGCGGGAUUGCGCGCGUGGUCACCGAGAUCCCGAGAAUUUCCAUCUGGGAGGAUAACCCGAACGACCGCACGAUGUGUGUGGUGUUUCGUUGGGUGCCGUUGGUGGCCACCUUUUCCCUGUCCCUGACUCUGGGCAUCUUCCUGUUCACCGGCUACACACUGCAGCACGACUUGGCUCGCACGGUGUUCCUGAUUGAGUUGAGCUUCUUCGGGAUGUGGGUGACGCUGUGGGUCCUGUCCUCCGCCGCCGGAGCCUUGAUUUGCACGGUGCGCAUGCGCCGGGAGUCGACGCUGGACUGGACCUCGAAGCUCGAGGAUUUUCUGGGCCACCACGAGUCCCUGGCUGAAGGAAUGCUACACAUCGUCUUGCUGCCCUACUACCGCGAGGGAGAGGAGCUAUUGGCAGAGACCAUCCAAAACAUGGCGUUCUGCUCCGAGCUCGCGAAGGAAUACAUCAUAUUGGUCAUCGCCUGCGAGGAGCGCGCGGGCCCGGCGGACCGGGAACAGGCACAGCGGCUGCGGCAGCGGUGCCGGCAUUUGUUCUUGGACAUUCUGAUCAAUGUGCACAAAGAAGGCGAAUUGCCGGACGAGGUCGCAGGCAAGUCCUCCAACGUGCAAUCCGCGUAUUUGAAGGUGCUGCGGCACCUGCGGAAAGGGGGGCGCUUUGUGAACAAAAAUGACAUCCCACAAGACAUGUCGGAGUCGGAAAGGAAGCUGGCGUUUAGCACCCCGUCGUACCUGCAGGGCAACAACAUGAUGAAUCGGUAUGCGCCGUCGAAUUCCUUCUUCGGACCACCUCCACCCGGCACAGCGACCAUCGAGCAAGAAGGGAACGAAAGCGAUCGCAUUGCAGGUUUGACAAGCGGCCUGGACCAGCGGCCGCGCAUCUACGAUGAGACGAAAACCUUUGUGACAAUUUUGGACGCGGACACGCUGUUGCACCGCCAGUACUUUCCGAGGUUGACGUACAAGGGGCUGGUGGAGCAAACCUUCGACCAGCGGCAGUGGUCGAUCUACCAGGCGCCACAGCUCGAGUACCGGAACAUCGAGCGCGUGCACGGACCGAUCAAGGCGAUGAGUAUUUUUCCUCCUAAUCCGCUGACCACCUGUUGUUAGUUUCCUGAAGCGAAUCUUCGAACUGAGUGACAUACUACUGGAUUCAUUCAUUUGCUGGGUCUUCUUGGCCUAGAGACUGAAAUUGGUCCUCGAGAUGACAAAACAGGCACAAUUUAUUUCUCUAUACAAGUUUAAGAAAAUGGUAUAACUAAAUUUAUUUGCGAAAAAGACAAUAUCAAUCAAAACUGAUGUUUCAUCCCAGGUCAUGGCCAUCCGAUUUACGAAUGCGGGGGCAUCGCUUGCUCGGGAUGGGCAAACCACGCGUGUCACGCGAGCUACACGAUCACUCUCGCAUUGCUGAAGACUGUGGAAGGAUGGGAUGCCGACGUGAUCGCAGAGGACCACCACAUGUUCAUCAAGUGUCUAUCUGCGAGCUACUGGCAAAAUCUGAUUGACAACCAGCAGAAGGGUUUGACGCUUUCCCAGUCCGAGACUCGGUUGAUUCCGCUUUACACGCCGGCGUUGUCCUACUCCGUGCACGACAGCGAUUUUGUCACUGCGGUGGGCAUGAAGUACACGCAAGCGCGUCGGCACCACCAGGCGGUCGCCGAGGUGAGCUACCUCCUCGUCCAGUGGUGGCACCUUUGCACCCACAGCAGGUCCGGUUUGCCGCUCCGUGUACACCUGCAGUACCUCCGCCUCUGCCUGCACAUGUGGACCCCCCUGUGCAUGAUUGGGGUGUUCGCGACCUUUUCUGCCAUGUUCACCGUGUGCAAUCUGCUCUCCAUCAUGUCGUACACCCUGGGCACGCAGCACCGGAUUUACGGGAAGGCGCGGAAGAUUUUGGACCACUUCCACGAGGUGCCGUGGUUUUUCCUGGUCUGUGGCGUUCUGCUUCCGACACUGGCAUGCGUUGCGAUGAGUCACGUGGUCUCCGUGGUCUUGCGGGACGUGCUAGAGGGGAGGUACGCGCCGUUGCAUCUGAUGGACCGUCCGACCAUGUUUGACGACCAGAGCGACGAGGAGGCGGACGAAGACGAGUUUACCUACGACAACGACGUCACCAGACAAAACAAGCAGCUUCAUUUUGAUGCAGCUGCAACUUCCUCGUCCAGCAGCACGACUGCAAGUGCAAACACUUCCGGCAACGAGGCCGACAAUUCCAGCGGAACGGAGCAAGAAGUAGCGGAUGCUAGUAGUACAAGUUCGAAACAGUUGCAGCUUUCCGCUCGCUAUAACAAGCAACCACACGAGCAGCAGCUGCAGCUGCAGGUGGGCAACACGACCACCAGCCUGGUGCAGCGUCGCUCCUCCUUCGGGCGCCCGGAGCGGCAACACCUUCCGCCGUUGCGGAAGGAGGCCCGGCCGGCGAAGCCCGACUACGGGGUCGUGUGUUGCUGCCCCAACCGGGCGACCUACAGCCGGAAGUACUACGCGGUUUUGUCCUACGACAGCAAGGGCUGCCUCGCCUCGGAGAAGGAGGUCGGACAGAUGUCGAACCACCACGCGUACAACAACCGGGCGAACCGGUUGACGGACUACAUCGUGUACCAAAUGUCCGACUGGGAGACCGCCACGCACACAAACAGUUCGGUGGAAGACUCGAUUGAGGUCGACGAACAGGAACGGCACCUGCUCGAUCACAACUUCCACAUCGACGAGGAAAUGAGCACCAGCAGUGGAAACUGCACGGCCACUGAGGUCGAAGUAUUCGACCCAAAGUGCGAGGCUGCUCGCCUUCUUCAGCUACAAGAAAAUCACGGAACAAAGAUUGCGCCAGCACCAGCCGCCCCGGGGGGUGACACGGGCAGUUCCGCUGGUAGCAGUGCGCCAGCUGUAGUACCGUCAAAUCAUCAUUCACUGCUGAACAACUCCGGCGCUAGUCUCAGCAACACCGCGCGUAGCAGUUGCUUCGGUGUGGAAACGUCGCAGCUGCAGGUCGUACAGCGAGGCGGAGCAGAGGUGCUGCAGCAAAAGGGCACUGGUGCAACAUCGUCCUCGUCGCUGCAGCUGCAAGAGCAGGGUCUAGUUGUUCAACCAAGGAACAGUAAAUCCACCUCCACCGUGUUGAAGAAUACAAAUGCUGCUUCAUUUUCCGCAGCGCCAGCCCUGACAGUUUCUAACCUGGCGCGGCUGCGCAGCAGCACCACUCAACAGCAGCACGACUCUAACCUGGUCCCGCGGUGCGAGAUGGUCCUGCACGCGCGCGAAAUGGACUGGUUUUCUAGUUUGUGGCUCUGGCUGGAGAUUCUUGUCGAGCUGGGCAUCUGGGGUUUGUCCAACGCGAUCUUUUACGGUAUGAUCCCGGUGCACGGUGCGCUGUGGUGCAACGCGGUCCAGGGAAACCGCGCUUUCAAGUACGUCGUCGCGGAAAAGCCGGGGUCGAAUCCGCAAGUCGUGAUCGCGGGCGGCGACGACCACAUUUCCAAUAUGUCGCGGAAGAACCGCCCCGCGGAGUACUACUUGAGCAAACGCGCGAGGAGCCUGAAUUUGAGUUCCUCCGCCUCGCGUCGGCACCUGGACCCCACCUCAGGAGGAGGUGGGCUUUUGUACCAACCGCACCACGAGCAGUAUGGAACGCUGGUUUCAUCGCGGCCCAGCAAGCAUUCCAUCCCCGGACCCAGCCGCAAGAGCUGGAUCGUCAAGCAGGGCACUAGCGGUGGCCCAUCAUCGAGCAGCAGCACCACGACUCCGGUACAAUAAUUACCUACUUUCGUAGUUUGCUCGUCUUUUGUGAAUAGACCCCCCAGUUGGGUACAUCAUCUAGUAAGAAGCGUUCGAUCUGGAGCUAAAAGUAAAACUACGCUUUGACGACGACAAGAACGAAGUGUUGCGUUCGAUCGUGUAUUGCGAGGCUUAGAAUGGGAUGACCAAGAAAAUCUUUUUUAUUGACAUUUUUUUUGCACAUCUUCACGAUCAGGACAUGAAGAAACAAACACAAAACAGGGCUCGUCGUCGGCUGAAGAGGUGGAUAUAUCUAGUGUCGCUUCUGCCCAAGCGCUCGCGUCGGUCGAGGAAACGCCGCAGGCAGGGUCUCUGCGUCUGCUGGCCGACGCUGCGGCCCGGGGGGCUCGGGAGCCGCAAGAGCUAGCGUGUCAACAACACGGCUCCGACGUGCUGCAACAGGUUCCCAUCUGAGUGAUUUUCUUUCUUCCACAUCACUCUCAAAUCCAAAAGAAAGCGUGUAUCGGUAUCGUAUGUUCUUCAUACAAACUCUCAUCUCCUCCGUUGGGAGCAAACCAGAAGGAUGGAACGAAGUAGUUUUUUAACACACGAGAGGUGUACGUAGCGUAGGUUUUUUGCACAGCAACAAUUCGUAGUUUUUGUUACGACCUGGUGAGCAGAAUUGCUUUUCACAGACGGAGACGGGUGUCACACUUUUCACAAGCCUAUGAAAGAUUGCAUAUCGACGUCGAAUUGUUGGACGAGUCUACAACAGCUGAGCACUCCUCCUUUUGAUUGUAAAAUACGCUUCUGACAUGAUUUUCAUUUGAAAGUGACUUUCUUCAGAAAGUUAUCGUCUUUAUUGCUAUCACACUCUACAUCGUUCCUCAUUUCGUCUCAAAGUUCUUGAACAUCUGUAGAAGUCCGCUUCGGACAAAGUUACCAUAAAAUGUAGAAGCAUCGUUUCGCGUAGUGUAUAAAUAGGAAUACUCAUAAUUUCACAGUGUACAUUUUACAAUUUGAGAAGGCAAGAAGAAUAAAUACGAGAAUUGUGUCGUUGUUUCACAUUCGUUUUCUGGAACGGGGUGAAGGAUCGAAAAAUUCUGAAGUCAUAAUUGGCUUAGAUUGUCCUGCUCGUCACGAUGAAGAACAGUGCUAAAAUAAUCCAGGCGAGGAUCAUGUGGAGCAGGAUGAGCUGCAAUGAGAAAACUGUCCGCUACCAAGUAACAAGCCAAGGCUUCAGAAAAAUAAAUAUCACUACAUCAAAGCACCAGGCGCAAGGCCAAGCAGC